Penicillium verrucosum is the source of this 849-nucleotide messenger RNA. RefSeq lists its product as uncharacterized. Bases 1 to 849 code for a protein of 282 amino acids. NCBI's taxonomy places the organism in Eukaryota, Fungi, Ascomycota, Eurotiomycetes, Eurotiales, Aspergillaceae. The record is from RefSeq and is a predicted model, not a curated record. The transcript has a single exon.
AUGAAAUUUCUCUGCUGUGGUAAAGGGGAUAGAGUCGAUGGCGACCAAGUCCCUCCCCGACUUAGUCCUGCGCCUAGCGAAGGGGAAGUUAAUUCAAUUUCAUCACCGAUCACCCAUAGCACCGGUGUACCUCCUAUGCGAAAGAAGACGGCUGUUCCAAGAGACCUCUGGACGGAGGCGUACAAUAGUCUCCCCGAAGAGCGUCGGAACUUAGUCCCACUCAAAGGUACUGGCUCCACAACGGAUGCCAUUGAUAUGGUGAUCGAGCAGACAAAGGCCAAGUACACGGAAUGGCAGGAAAGCGGUUUCAAGAUCCAACGCAAAGACGAAAAAGACAUUGAUGUCCGUGCAACUUCGGAGAAGAUCCUGGACGCAGCCUUACAGGCCAAGGCUCUUAUUUCUAAUUUGACCGCCUUUGAUCCGACCGGAAAGGGUAAGAUUCCUGUUUAUUAUUGGGGAAUGUCGCACUCAUAUGCUUUUAGCUUCGGCGGCAUGGUCGGUCGUGUCGCUUGGUCUGACGGUAAGUGUUGGGUAUCGAGAUUGCUUGUUCCGGGUAGUCGGCUGAUAGACAAACAGAUGAUUUCGAACAACAACACUCGUCGGGAUGCGACGUUCGCAUCAUCGGAAUAUCUGGCUGAAAGCCUUGCUUAUUAUGCUUUGAUCGAUGCACACUACCGUGAUGACAAGAUGGAAGGCGGGGAGAACUUCGACCGCGCACUUCUCCGGGUGUAUACUGCGAUCUUGGAGUAUACGGCCGAAGUGACCAAACGCCACCAGGAAAGUUUUAUUGGUACAAGACCUAUCGUUCAUUCCGCUGGUAUUGUCGUAUUCGAGGGUAGCCUUCGCUAA